Cynoglossus semilaevis (tongue sole) is the source of this 2096-nucleotide messenger RNA. RefSeq names its product nuclear receptor subfamily 5, group A, member 2 (gene nr5a2). Gene Ontology annotation, cellular component: RNA polymerase II transcription regulator complex. NCBI's taxonomy places the organism in Eukaryota, Metazoa, Chordata, Actinopteri, Pleuronectiformes, Cynoglossidae. The transcript has a single exon. The coding region runs from base 1717 to 2013 and encodes 98 amino acids. Gene Ontology annotation, biological process: hormone-mediated signaling pathway; tissue development; regulation of transcription by RNA polymerase II. The record is from RefSeq and is a predicted model, not a curated record. Gene Ontology annotation, molecular function: RNA polymerase II cis-regulatory region sequence-specific DNA binding; nuclear receptor activity.
AUUUUCCACACUGGACACAACAAAAUAAAAUGCAUAGAUGUUUCCAAUCGUAAGCUGUAACAAACAAAAUGUUUGUGUAUUCUUUUUUCACAACAGCCCCUACUGGCCAUCUGUUCUAUUUAGUUUGAAAAGCUCAAUCGAGUCCAGAUCAUCAAAACAUUUCUGGUUUUUUUUAUGCUAAGGUUUUUCUUUAGUUUCAAAUUUUUUGCUAAAUGUUUCUUGUGCAGAUGAAAAUCAACCAUUUUCUCCCUGCCGACAUGCGUAGGACGUUGGCAAGCUAAUGAGCCCAAAGCACAAGUUCUACUCGGCUAGCUUAUGUAAGGUAGUAAGGGUUUGUUAAUGCUUUUGAGUGAGGCUGGUGCUGAUAGCUGGUUCAGGAUUCAGUUACCGGGGUCAGACAGCUGAGCGUCAGCAAGAAAAAAAAUGCCUCACGUUUGUUUGGAGGCUCCUUUGUCCGAGGCCACGCCCUCUCACCCUCUUCCUGCCCUCCUCUCGGCCUUAUUUAGCCCCCGCUGUGUCACAUAGGGGUCAGGGUGAGCACGCAGAUGCUCGAAGCAACCUAAGAGUGGACACACACACACACACAGAGUGAUGCAGAGAGAUUGUAAUAGCAUGGCAGAGUGCAUCAUAGAUGGAAGUGCCUGGAAGGACCUGCUUCUCAUUCUGUGGACCUCAUUAGCAGCUGAUUUAUCUCCCCCUCCUUCCUCCUAAUGCUCUGGGUGGGUGGACCUCUGUGUGUGUGUGUGUGUGUACGAUUGGAUUAAAUGUGUGGAUUUCAGUGUGUGUUUGUGUAAGAAACACGAAGAGAGAGAGAGACUAGGGCUGGUUCACCAUCAGUCCACUCGAUCAGAGUUAAAAAAAAAUGUUGUGGACGAUCACAGUCAUUUUUAAGCACACUCAAACACACACAUGCUUAUUAACCAUGCCGUGCUCUGCGCCGCUGUUAUCCAUUUAGCAAAAUUUUGUGUUGUCUUGCAGUAAUCUGCUCAAACCCCUGGUGAUCCUAUUAUUGUUAAAGAAAAGUGCUUGUACGUCGCAGCUCAGAGAAGCUACAUUCUGGGGUCUUUUUUAGCCUGAAAUAAUGUGGGGGAAAAAAGUUCCCAUCUAAAUAAAUUAUUGCACUUCAAUCAUUUUAUAUUCAAAGUGUUGUAUUCAUGAGUCUGAAACGUUUGAAUAAUCACCUUCUAGUAAAUAAUAUGAACGCAGCCUGUUUUGUGUUUUAAAAAAAAAAAAUCUGUAAAGGCAUUUCUGGAGCUGAAGUUGCAGCCGUGCCACUAAUUUGACUGUAACUUUGCCCUAAAUAUUUCAUGGACUCCUGGGAAAUUAGUGUCUCAGGAGGAGCAACAUCUUUUUUUUUUUUUUUUUCACUUUUACCUGUUUCCCUCUACCUCACAGUCUCAGGGGACCAGUCAGAGUAGAAGGAACAGUGGGGAGGAAUAGUUUAUGUGGUGUAACUCCACUUUAAGUUAAAAAAAAGAAGGAACUAUUCAAUUAAGAGUAAAAAUGUAAUAUAUUUCUUGAUUUCCUUAACUUGACUAUUUUAGAUGUAGUUUCUCUCCUAAAACAAGUGCAUAAGACAAAACUCAAAGCUACAUCUUACCAUCCAGUGCAGAGUCUUCUCCCAGUUGAUUUUCCUGGACAUACUGCAGUAUAUUGUUGGCACCUUUAAGACAAAAGCACAAACUUUUAAGCAUUAUGUGAAGAACUUUCCACAAAAUGCUAAAAUCACACUUCCUCUUACCCUCCUCUGUUGUUUGGUUUCCAGAUGUGAAGAACCUGGAGAACUUUCACCUUGUAGAAAGCGUCCAGGAGCAGGUCAACGCGGCGCUGCUGGACUACGUCAUGUGCAACUACCCGCAGCAAACGGACAAGUUCGGCCAGCUGCUGCUGCGGCUGCCUGAGAUCCGAGCCAUCAGCCUGCAGGCUGAGGAAUACCUUUACUACAAACACCUGAACGGCGACGUGCCCUGCAACAACCUGCUCAUUGAAAUGCUCCACGCCAAGAGAGCUUAGGAGGAGGACUGCGCUAACCACAGUGCAGCAGUAUGGACUUCAGUGGAGUGAUUCUGCAGCCCCUCACAAACUGUAAAAAAAAA